AUUUCUGUUCCCAUCUCUUCCUCCUCCGUCACCUAAUUUUGGAAAAGCCAUUCCUUCCCACCAGGCCACCACCAGCCCAUGAGAAAGAGGAGGAGAUCAGGUGACGCGCGUGGGGGUCUCCUCCUGCAUGCUCUCAGCUGAGACGCGCCGUGCUCUCCUUCGCGCGCAAUGGCUCGUCGAUGUCGCCCCCUUCCAGCGCCGCCGCCGCCACUCGUCGGCUUCGUCCUCCUCCUCUCUGUGGUGGCGGCCGUGGUGGCCAAGACCGACCAGCCUGACGUUUCUGCACUCAAUGUGAUGUUCAAUAGUAUGAACAAACCAUCUUCUAAGUUGUCUGGUUGGAAAGAAAGCGGCGGCGAUCCGUGCGGCGGCGACGACGACGAGUGGAAGGGAAUAGAAUGCAGCGGCUCAUCUGUCACAGAAAUUAACUUGUCGGGGCUUGGACUAAGUGGCACGCUAGGCUAUCAGCUAUCAAGCUUGAAAUCAGUAACAAAAUUUGAUGUGAGUAAGAACAAUCUCAACGGCGAGAUUCCGUACCAGCUUCCACCAAACGUGGUUCAACUAAAUCUUUACGGGAAUUCUUUUACUGGUGGAGUUCCUUAUUCGAUAUCUCAGAUGGAUGAUCUGGAAACACUAAAUCUUGGUAAGAAUCACUUAAGCGGGCAGUUGACAGAUAUGUUUUCACAGCUUCCGAAGCUAUCAACACUGGAUCUGUCAUCAAACCGCUUCUCAGGUAGCCUGCCCCAGAGUUUUCAGCACCUCAGAAACCUCAAGACACUGAAUUUGGAGAGCAAUCAAUUCAGUGGUCAUAUAGAUGUUCUGUCCAAACUUCCUCUCGAGGAUCUGAAUCUGCAGAACAACAAGUUUACUGGGUGGAUCCCAAGUAAACUAAAAGACAUUAACAGUCUACAGAUUGGAGGGAACCCUUGGUCGUCUGGGUCAGCUCCUCCUGGUAUGGAGAAGGGCUCUUCAGUGGGAAGCUCUUCCGGUGGAGGGAAUGACAGUCGGAUAAACGGUUUCGCUAUCGGAGCAAUGGUGAUAGCUGUGCUUCUUGCAGCUUUGAUUCUCUUGUCUGUGUUGAAGAGGAACCAUUCAUCUCCUGUCUCAUCCCAUUACUAUAUGGACGAGUCAGGUCACAACCGAUCGUUUACCCCGCUAGUUGAUGACUGCAGAGGCGGUAAGGAAUCUUCAGCGAUCGACAUGAAGUCACUGGAGCAAUCUUCAUCAAUAGGCAGGAGGACACCAUCUGCAGUGCCUCGCAAGUCGAUCAGUGACAAUGAGUUUGAGAACAAGCUAAACUAUUCGAGGCGGAGCACGGAUCCGAUCAGCCUCAUGACUUAUGCAUCAUCAGACCUGGAAGCAGCCACUGGCAACUUCCACAGUAGCAGGCUACUAGGUCAAAGGACAAUCGGUCGUGUUUACAAGGCAAAAUAUGCCGAUGGGCGGGUGCUGGCCGUUAAGAAGUUUGAUCCAUUGAGUUUCUCAGGAAGCAGCGACUUCAUGGAUGUCGUGAAUGGCAUUUCCAAGCUGCGCCAUGCAAACAUCGCUGAGCUUGUUGGUUACUGCUCAGAGCCCGGGCACUACAUGCUGGUCCAUGGCUACCACAUGAAUGGGUCCCUUUAUGAGUUCCUUCACUUGUCGGACGACUACAGCAAGCCGUUAACCUGGGACACCCGGGUUCGGAUCGCUCUCGGUACAGCUUGUGCUCUGGAGUACCUACAUGAAGUCUGCUCACCUUCAGUGAUCCACAAGAACAUAAAGGCGUCUAAGGUGCUGCUUGAUGCUGAUCUCAACGCUCACCUCUCCGACUGCGGCCUUGCAUACUUCUAUGAGGAUACAAGUGAGAGCCUGGGACCAGGGUAUAAUCCUCCAGAGUGCACAAGGACAUCAGGUUACGUGAUGAAGAGCGAUGUCUACUGCUUCGGUGUAGUCAUGCUUCAGCUAUUGACCGGUCGGAAGCCUUACGAUAGCUCCAGGCCUAGGAUGGAGCAGUCCUUGGUCAAGUUUGUGACUCCACAGCUACAUGACAUCGACGCCUUGGGAGCACUGGCAGAUCCAGCUCUGCGCGGCCUGUACCCGCCUAAAGCAAUAUCCCGUUUCGCCGAUGUUCUCGCUCGCUGUGUUCAGUCCGACCCGGAAUUCCGGCCGUCCAUGUCGGAGGUGGUGCAGUCGCUCCUCCAGUGUGUCCAGCGCGCCACCAGCAACAAGAGGAUAGGCGGCCACCGCAGCGUCUCGCAGCGGAGCGACGACUCUGAUUGGUGACGCCUCUGCUUCUGAUUGCCCUGUUGCUGAAACUCUGAAACAACUCUAGCUCGAGUCAUGCCGUUGUACAAACAAAAAGGCUUUACUACACAAUUUUGAUUGCUCCAACAGUAUAAUAUG
This is a messenger RNA of Phragmites australis (common reed), 2379 nucleotides long. RefSeq names its product protein STRUBBELIG-RECEPTOR FAMILY 5-like. The record is from RefSeq and is a predicted model, not a curated record. The transcript has 16 exons. Bases 169 to 2259 code for a protein of 696 amino acids. NCBI's taxonomy places the organism in Eukaryota, Viridiplantae, Streptophyta, Magnoliopsida, Poales, Poaceae. Gene Ontology annotation, biological process: protein phosphorylation. Gene Ontology annotation, molecular function: ATP binding; protein kinase activity; protein binding.